Brachypodium distachyon (stiff brome) is the source of this 1288-nucleotide messenger RNA. Its product is annotated as deoxymugineic acid synthase 1. Bases 116 to 1060 code for a protein of 314 amino acids. The record is from RefSeq and is a predicted model, not a curated record. Gene Ontology annotation, molecular function: aldose reductase (NADPH) activity. The transcript has 2 exons. Gene Ontology annotation, cellular component: cytosol. Lineage: Eukaryota; Viridiplantae; Streptophyta; Magnoliopsida; Poales; Poaceae.
CUGUUAUUAUUCUCUGCCAUGACGUGUGAAACGUACAGUAUUAAUCCACGCCAAUAAUGUUAAUUCUGCAAGACCCAAACCCAAAUCCCCAAUCCCAAGCAAGAACUAGAGCUCCAUGUCCAUGGCGACGAAGGAGAUCCCGUGCGUGACCCUGAACACGGGGCACCCGAUGCCGGUGCUGGCCUUCGGCACGGGCUCCUCACGCCCGCCGGCGGACCUGUCCGACACCAUCUUGCACGCCGUCCGCCUGGGCUACCUUCACCUGGACACGGCGUCCAUCUACGGCACGGAGCCCGCCGUGGGCGCCGCCGUGGCCGAGGCCGUCCGCACCGGCGCCAUCGCCUCCCGCGCCGACCUCUUCGUCACCUCCAAGCUCGCCAUGGCCGACGCCCGCCCCGGCCGCGUCGUGCCUGCGCUCCGCGCGUCCCUCGCCCGCCUCAACCUCGACUACCUCGACCUCUUCCUGAUCCACUGGCCCGCCGCCGACGUGUCCUCGUCCCCGGCGCCGGUGGAGUUCGACAUGGAAGGGGUCUGGCGGGACAUGGAGGAGUGCCAGCGGCUGGGUCUGGCGAAAUCGGUCGGCGUCAGCAACUUCUCGGCCGCCAAGAUGUCGGCGCUGCUGUCCCUGGCGGCCGUGCCGCCCGCCGUGAACCAGGUGGAGAUGAACGUCGGGUGGAGGCAGGAGAAGGUGCGCCGUGUCUGCGCCGCCCACGGCGUCGUCGUCGCCGCAUACUCCCCGCUCGGCGCCAACGGCGACGCCUGGGGCUCCGACGCCGUCAUGGAGAGCGCCGUCAUGCGCCAGGUCGCCGCCGCCAGGGGCAAGUCCGUCGCCCAGGUGGCGCUGAGGUGGGUGUAUGAGCAGGGGGUGUGCUUGGUGGCGAGGAGCUUCAACAGGGAGAGGCUGCAGCAGAACAUGGCCAUCUUCGACUGGGAGCUCGGGGAAGAAGACAUGGCCAUGAUCGCCACGAUUCCCCAGAGGAGAGCUUGCAAGGGACAGCAUGUCGUUUCGCCCAAUGGGCCGUACAAGUCAUUUGAGGAGCUCUGGGACGGCGAGAUUUGAUCUGACCAUCUUUCUGAGUAUAUACUGUAUUUCUUCUCCUUUGAACAAUUUGCUGUUUGCAACAAACUCUGUUGUUAAGCCGUAGUAAGGGUAUGAUUAGUGAUGAGUGAGAUGUGUGACUUUUGAUGCUGGAUACUGUAUAUACCAUUCGAUUCUACGUGUAAAUUCCUGGUGUACUUUUAUCCGCAUAAAUAAAUAAAUCCUGGUGUACUUUGUGGUUGCACAAAA